Periconia digitata is the source of this 2778-nucleotide messenger RNA. Lineage: Eukaryota; Fungi; Ascomycota; Dothideomycetes; Pleosporales; Periconiaceae. The record is from the annotation of a GenBank genome assembly.
GCCUGGCUGGAGGCGCUGCUGUCCUGUCCUGUCCUGUCUUGUCUUGCCUUGCCUUGUACAUAUGCCCUAUCUGGUUCCCACUUCACAUCACGCCUUGCCACCCCGCUGCACCAGACAUGCGUCUUUUGCUCUUCUCCACGCCGCCCACUUGAGUCAAUGUCUUCCCAGGUCGACCAGUCGCCUGUCAUCGCCAUGUCCCGGCCACAGAUCGGUAUCGAUCGCUUACCGACGCGCCGAGUCUCCAACGAGCCGCGCGAGGCCAUGAAUUGCAAGAGUUGUCGCAAAAGAAAGAUCAAGUGCAACCGGACACGGCCGACCUGCGAAGCAUGCCAGGUCUUCAAUUGCGCCUGUAUCUACGAUGCCGUUCCUAAAAAGCGGGGUCCAAAGACAGAUGUGCUCGAAGCUCUCCUCAAGCGUGUGGAUGGCCUGGAAAAGCGCCUCCACACCGAAGGGGGAAGGAGCGAUGCGACCGACGCCGAAGGAGAUGCUUCACCCGUGGGCGAAGAUGCCAUCAUGUCCGAGAUGAUCUCCAGGGCACCCAAUCCAUCAUCGUCUGCUGCCACAGCCUCGGCUUCAGGUUCCCAUGGUCGGCCGACGCUCGAGAUCAAUCCUAAUCCUGCGGCCAGCGCAAAGCAGCUCAUGUCACCGGUGGAACCGAGCUUGCAAACACCCAGCAUCCUACCCGCCGAAUCGCUCUUGGAUACCUAUUUUGCUCGCGUCCACGGGAAACCCUAUUUCAUUCUGGACGAAACUACCACGAGGCAAAACCUCCAAGCAAACCGGCUGCCAUCAUUUCUGGCUCUCGCCAUAUAUGCAGUCAGCGCCAGAUAUACGCCCCAGCUUGGCGGGUAUAAUAACGCAGUCAGAUAUGGCCAUGAUUAUGCAUGCCGCGCUCGCCAGGAGAUCGAUAUAGACGAACCCUCUAUAGAGGCCCUGCAGGCCCUCAUGCUCCUAUCUCAAGCAAGCUUCCAGUUGGGACAGGGCAAGAAGACGUAUAUGCUGUUGACUUCGGCUAUUUCCAUGGUGUUUGCCUUGGAUCUACAUCGCGAACUUCCCCUCGCCCUAAAGGUGUCGCAAGGCGAGCGCGAGGGCCGCCGCCGUCUCUUCUGGUCUUGCUAUCUAAUGGACAAAUUCGCAGCCGCCGGCUCCAAACGCCCUUCGCUUAUCUCGGAUGAGUCCAUUGUACUCCGCUUACCCUCAUGGCAGAUGCACCCUGGAGGGAUGCUUCUCGAAGGCGAUCAUUUUUCUAAUGGCUCCAAUCUGCAGUACAUGGUCGGCGCUGGUAAAGCAGGUCACGGAGGCAUGGGUAUGUUGAUCGGCAUAACGAAGAUCCUGGGUAUAACGAAUCGCUACCUCGCCGCCGGCGGGGUCAAGGGUGAUUCGCAUUUUCCUUGGCACUCACUCUCCAACUUGUCCAAGAUCCGACAGGAACUCGACAUUUGGGCGUCCGAAACCCAGGACACCUUCACCUCGCUCGAAAACCUUUUUGGUCAGCCGGAUAGUACUAUACUGGUUCUCAGCAAGCUGGUCUACCACCUCAUACACUGCCUCAUCUACCGACCCUUUUUACCGGUGGAUCUCGCCGAACUCUCAGGCUCCUCUCAGCACCAAUCAUGGCAGAUUGAAGCGACCAACAUGUGCUUCUUGCACGCCAAUGCCAUCGCCGAAUUGGUGGAAAUAGGAAGAGCCUCCUCCAUCAUCGACUGGCCUGCGUUUGUGGGUUAUUGCGUCUGCACUGCCGGCACCAUCCACGUGCACGGAGCACACUAUCGCGGACGUGAGGGCGAGGUCUUUUCGGUCAGCCCAGAAUUCUUGUCCCGCGAAAUGCAACAGCUCUCCGAUCUGCGCUUCCUGUGGGCAGGGAUCCAGCACCAGCGUGACACUCUGCAGAACGUCUAUGGGCGUCACUCCGAGUUUGUCAAAUCGCUGGGAUCCAACCCCGUGCGCUACUCGCCCGCAUUCCAGCUGGAAGACUUCUUCGAUCGGUAUCCUGGGCAAAAGUUCGACGGUGCUCACGUAACUUUCCAGGAGAUCCAGGUCGAAGGGGUUCACGAAAGUGUCUCAUCAUAUAACAUUGAAAGGCGGAACAACAGCACGUACAUGAACAACACAAUGGCAACUCAAGCAAUGUAUCACCAGCAACCCCCGACACUUCCCUCGACCAGCGCCCAUGGGAGCGGUGGUCCGCCCACAAAGAAACGUCGAGCAACCACUUCCAGUGCAUCUCGACCGCCGGUCCAGCACAUUGCUCCGCCAAUCCCCCCGACACCUACUUCGGCCACCCAUCCUCCCAUAACCAUGGUCGUUGGCCCCACGCAUGAUUCCACGGAGAACCGCCAACCCUCACCAACAUCACUUCGGCCUUUCACGCCACCAUCAGCCAACAGCACCGCUAACAACCUAUUGAACAAUUCCAUGGGCGGUCUCAACCUCCCAUUCUCGCCAAACUUUUCGUUUUCCCCCCUUCCGCAAAUCCCAAGCUUGGCGCCAACACCCACCCCGGCCCACGCACACCCCCAUCAUCCGUCAGCGCCUGCCGCACCAUCUACUCAUCAGACGAAUGAUGGUAAUAAAUCAGCACCAUCAUUCGAUCCCUCCCUGAACAUGCCCACUCCGUAUGACCAUCCGACUCCUGGAGGUGCUAGUACCUCCGGGAGCGUGCAUACGGACCCAGAUAAGGACCCAUUUCUGAGCUUACUGGAACAACUUGCGGAGAAUGAGGUUAGCAGAGGCGGACCCAGUGAGCUCGACUAUUUUCUCAGCGGUCGAAGUGUAUGA